Molecule: messenger RNA, 3721 nt
Organism: Trichoplusia ni (cabbage looper)
Lineage: Eukaryota; Metazoa; Arthropoda; Insecta; Lepidoptera; Noctuidae
Product: actin cytoskeleton-regulatory complex protein PAN1-like
Molecular function (GO): metal ion binding
Source: RefSeq, a predicted model, not a curated record
AUGUAUAACUCGUUAUCAUCUUUGCAGUCCAUGAGCAGCAACAGCGAAGUAAAUGGCCAUCAGCCGCCUUCAUCACAACAAUCAGCGCCACCAUCGGACCCUCGUUUGAGAAACGGGUCAUCCUCGGACCCACAGAGAAUAUGCCGUGACUAUGUUUGGGGUAUUUGUGGCAAAGGCACGCAGUGCAAAUUUCGUCACGACUUUGAUGUGGGGUCAAUGAAAAACAUAUUGAAGUUCUGCCACGAUUAUCAAAAUAGAACUGGAUGCGCGCGUCCUGACUGUACCUACUUGCAUACCACAAGAGAGGAGGAGAAUCUUUUCCUGACUACUGGUCAGAUACCUAGAGCGCUAGCCGAGAGACACGCAGCCAUGUUUUCUGCACCAAUGAACGUGUUUGUGAACGAGUACUUGGGCCAGGCUCCACCUCCCCCUCCACCGCCGCCGCAGCCCGCGGCCGCUCCGGUGGUGGCGCCUUCAUGUGCGACUGCUGCUCCGCCACCCCCGCACCCUUACGUGACUGCUCAGCCGCCGCCGCCCCCAGCACCUCUGAGGCCUCUGCUAGCGCCUCCGCCACCGCCGCCACCUCCGCCGCCUCCACCGACUAUGGCUACUGUGCCUGCGCAAAUGACCCCGCCUGUGUUCACAGCUCCUGCUCCAUUCAACAGUCCUGCUAUGUAUGCUGCUACUCAACAGUCACCACCUCUACCCAUGUUUGAUGCCAGCAGGCCUCCUCCACAAAUGUCAACAGUUGCACCUAAAACUAAAAAAACUGUUGUGGUAAAACGUCCGGCUGAAUGUUCUGAGGCCGGGCCAAGCAAAGCGAGAAAACUGGAGAGCUCCAAACUUGAAAGACUCUGCGAAAGCUGUGUCCAGCGGGAACUCAGGAUCGAUCUGUACCGCAAGGAGAUGAAGAAGCUGGAGUGUGAGAGAGAGUACCAAUCAUACAUCUAUGAGACCAAGUCCGAAGGAUAUGAAAAUGGCCGUCUGUUGUUGAAGUCUGUUCUUAGUCCCGAGUCGUUUCGUAUUCUCGACGAGUACGUAGAGGGAUCUUCGCAGCAGUUCAACCAAAUGUCUCCGUUUUCUGCAACUUCAACAGUGCCCCGACAGUUUCUGCUUCAGUUGAUGGAUUGCGUGUUCAAUAACUCAAGAAGUCUUUUGGACUCUCCGCCUGUCCCUAGUGUUGGAAUGGACGAGUUGUCGCUAUUACAGUCACUGACAGCGUUGACCAGGAGGUCGGAACCUAUAAACGACGCGCCGACGGAUGUCAUACAGGCAGUACUAGGCGUGCUUCGGAACUCCACGACGUUAAGCUCCUACAGAAGCCCUUCAGCCGAAGCGCGGUCGAGCGAGAGCCUGGGUGAGCGAAGAGGUGCGAGCAGCAGCGGCGCCAUGAACGGGCUGAGCCACUUCCUGAACGGGCAGAAGGCGGAGGGCGCGACGGCGGGGCCCGCGCGCUACGGGGGCGCGUGUUCUGCGAUCAGAGCUUUCCCCACGGCAAGCGCCGCGCCCCCGCCUGCCGCGCCCCCUCCCGCGCCCCCUGCGCCCCUUCCCGCGCCCGCCGCGCCCUCUCCCGCCGCCCCCGCGCCCCCAGCGGCACCGGCCCAGCGACCAGCGGUGCGACCUACCGGCCCAGCCGGCCCUACCUACCUGCCGUACCAACCGCCGCCCUCCCGGCCGUAUUACCCGCAGCAGUACCCCUCCAGCUUCAGCCAUAUGCCAAACGUAAACACGCCUUAUAAUAGUACCGCUCGGGGCCCGGCCCCCCACGCCCCGCAGCGUCCGGCCGCGGCCGCACAACCUCCGGCGCCGCCGCCACCCAACUAUAAUCUGUACGGGGCGGGCCGAUACCCCUCUCAGCCUCAUUACUAUCCUCCUUUCCAAUAACCUAGACUGAGGUACGUCGAAUUCUUGACAUCUAAUGACGAAGCUAGUCAGCGAAUACGUGCUAAUUUAGUAAUGUAAGAAAUGCCUAUUGCGACCUAAUGUGAUAUUAAAUAAGACUGAUUUUGUACCAUACCUUUCAGAUAAUAUUUUAUACAGAAACGAUUUUAUAACAUGUAUGUAAAUAAAUAGAAAGACUUAAUGCUUAUGCGGGACAGUAAUGAUGAAAUAGACAGGUCGAGCUGGACAUUCAAGAUUUCAAAGCAGCAAUUUGACAAUCGAUAUGUAGUAUUAACAUCGAACUUUCUUGGGAAUCUUGGGAAAAAGCCGUCAGCUAUUUAUCGCGCUAAAAUAGUGAUUAUGUUUUCUUAUAAAUAUGCGCCGAUGAAAUUUGUCGUAAAAUGGAAGAUAAUGAAAUACUAGUUUAUUGUUUUAUCGAAGCGACAAAGUCGCUUAAACUAAAAACUUGGCCUCAUUACUAUCCUCCUUCCUAAUAAGACUGAGGUAACGUUGAACUCUUUUCAAAUUUCUGGCGACACUAGUCAGUGACCUUUUACUAAUUUAGUUAUGUAAGAAAUGCCUUUUGCGAUCUGAAGUGAUAUUAUAAGACUGAUUUUGUACCAUAAUUUUAAAAUAUAAUUUUAAACAGUAACGAUAUAAUAUGUUAUUAAUACUGGCAUAGUAUUCAUCGUUACAAUUGUUUUUAUUCCGAUAUAGGUAUUAUCUAGGAUAACAUUUUUUGUUAGUUAAUUAUUCAAUUGGAUAUAAUUCCUUUUUACACAUUCUGCACAGAUAAAAACUGACAUUUAUUUAGCUGUUUUUGUUGUAUUAAUUGAUAAUAGAGUAUUUGAUUAAGUCUAAAAAAUUAAAACUGUUUUUUUCAUCAGACAGAAGACCAAAAAAUAUUGAAUAAGUGUUUUUCAUUUUAUUACAUCAUAAAAAGGUAAGAAAGAUUUAAAGCACUUAAAAGAAUGAUUUGUAUGGAAAUGGGUGCGAUAACGUCACUUGCUAAAGCAGACUGGUUAAUGACGUCACACGAGAUUUUAUUUUAUUGUAUCUCCUCAUUCUUGUUUACGAGAUACAAUGAAAAACAAGUAGCCAAUAUUUUUUGAAAUCUGUCUGGGGCAUUGUUUUUUGUAAGAUAUGUAUUGCGAAGUUUUUUUACCGGCUUCACAGCACUUUUUGCGUUUUGAAUGAUAAUGAUAGUAUAAAUGUAUAAAUUAUUGAUGUUGUGUUUAUUACUCAAAAUUUCUUAUUGUUGAAAAUAGUAAAAUUAUAUUUCACACCUAUAUUUAGUAAGGCUGAUGCAAUUUUGUAAUAAUAUUGUAAAGAAGUUGUUACUUAUAUAUGACUACGUUUUUACAGACACGUAAUUUAUGUAGACCGUAAAGUGUGAAGCACAUUUUUGGUAAUAUAUACAUAUUAUAGUCAUUGAGUUAGCAUUUGAAUCGGAAGCGGUAAGAUUAAUUUGCGCUUACUACUGAUUUGUGGAGCACCGUAGAGUCGAGCCAAUGCAUUUUUAAACUAUACUGAUACAUGUUUGAUGAAUUAUCUAAAUUUAUUUGGAAACUAUGCGUUUUUUAUAAAUAAGAUAGUAAGUCAUAAGUUCAAAACUAUAGUAUGACUAACUAGAGUAUGAUUACUAACUGCUGCUCAAGUAUUUACAUUUAACUUGAUCUUGUUCAGACCCAUCUUUUGACCACGACUACGAAACAACUUACAAAAAAAAACCAUUUUAAUCAACUUUGAAAAUCACACUUUCGUUAUUGAGGAUAUUGUGAAUUAUCGACUUUAUUAUAUUGACAUUAAUCGUUCCCAUAAAAACGAUAUUUUACUCUCA